AUGGUCAUUCAUGGUAGUGAUGAACUUUUGGUGAUGCUAUUAUUCUUUCUACUAACAUCUUUAAACAUUUCUGCUAAAUUUAGUGCAAAUAUAAAAAAUAUUGAUGAGAUAAGCAAUGAUAAAAUAAAUAAAGCUAAUGAAAAUUUACCUCGUCUUCAAAAUGACAUUUCAUUAAUAACAUUUGAUCCCAAACCAACAAAACCAAUUUAUAUGCCUUUAGAAGCUAUCUCAAUGGAUAUUAUUCAUCAUAUGGAUCAAGACUCUGAAUGUAAAGAAUUUAUGCCUGGUGGAAUGUCAGGAAUAAAUGAAUUUGCAUCACCUCGUUAUCCUUCUUUGUAUCCUUCAAAUAUAGAUUGUGUUAGAAUUAUUUAUGCACCUUCAGGCUAUGAUAUUAUUUUAACUUUUAAAAAUAUUUUUCAAAUUGAAUCCAGUUAUAUGCAAGCAUUAAAAGAUAGUAAUAGUAAUUCAUAUUAUUCAAAUGAUACAAAAUCAAAUAAUUUAAUGAUACAAUAUUGUCCUAAUGAUUAUCUUACUAUACGUGAUGGUCGUUUUUCUUUUUCUCCACUUGUAGCAAGAUUAUGUGGAAAUAAAUUACCUACAUUUAAUAUAACUCUACAUUCAGGGUUUGCCUGGCUUCAUUUUCAUUCUGAUUCAUUACUUCAAUAUACAGGUUUUCAGGCAAAUUAUGAAUUAAUUAAAACUAAAAAAUCUACACAUAUUCAAACCCCAUGCUUUUUUUCAGAUGUCAUAAAUUAUGAUGGUUUUGUUAAUUCUACAUCUAUUACACAAUUUUAUUCUAUUCAUCGAAAUAAUACAGGUCCAUUAGAAUGUGUUUGGCAAUUUUCUGUUCCAUUACAAGAUAUGGAAAAAUUAAAAAUUGCUGUAUUUGUAGAAGAAUUUAACUUAGCAGAUCCUAAUGAUUGUACUAGUAAUUUUGUAGAAUUAUAUCAAGGACAUGUUUCUGAAUUUCCAAUGCAAAGAUUUUGUGGCACUCAAGUUACGCAUACAUAUAGUAAUGCUAAUUCAGUUUACCUUAAAUUUUAUGCACAUGGACAAAGUCAGGUAGAAAAAUUAAAACUUCGAGUUCUUUAUAGUACAUAUGCACCUUAUAAUAAUUGUACUGAACAUAAUAUGUUUUCUUGUGGAGGUGAUAUAUGUAUACCAGAAGAGUUAAAAUGUAAUGAAAGAAAUAAUUGUCUUUAUCAACAAGAUGAAUAUAAUUGUAUAACAAAUCAAGAAGUUUGGGAUAAAAUUUUUAGUUCAAGCCUAGCUUCACUUAUCAUGUUAAUUGUAUGUGUUUUUUUUAUUGUUUUAAGUCUUUGUAUCUGGUAUAAUCCAAUUAAACAUUACUAUAAAAGAAGUAAAAAAAAAGGCUUGUAUAGUUUUAAUUCUCAAAAAAAUAUGGAUAUUUUUACAACUAGUAAUAGUAAAGAUUUAAAUAUUAAUAAUCUAUCACAACAAAACAAAUCAUUACACUCAAGUCAAUGUAAUAUUAAUUCAACAAUUGGAUUUGGUCCAAGGAUAUAUUCAACACCAUCACCAACAAUAAUUAAUGCUACAACAAAUAGUAAAAAUUUACUUAAAACAAAGACAAUUGAUAUGGGAAGUAUAAAUGAUAUAUUUAAUAAUAUACAUAGAACUAAUUCAAUUGUUUCAAGUGUUAGUGAUACAAAUAAAAAAUCACUAGAUGUACCAGAAAGGCAAUGUAAAAUAUCAUUUCAAGAUAAUCCUAUUGACUUAACGAAUUAUAUAAAACAAAACAAAAAAAAGGAAACGCCUAUAAGAAGUAUAAUUCAAACACCACAAAGUUUUCAUAAAUCUCCAUUAACAAAAAAUUCUAAAAAAUAUACUUAUAAAAAACAAAAAUUAAAUAGUAUAAGUAGUUCUCUAAUUGCUGAUGAUUUUAAUAUUGAAAUUAAUAAUUUAAAUUAUUCCAAUUUUACUACUAUUGACCAAAUAAUAAAUUUUAAUAAUCAUCAUCAAAAUUGUAAAAAAAAUAAUGAAGUUAUACAUUAUUUUUUAAAACCACGAAGAAAACAAAAUUAUGGAAAUAUUAAGGAAUUUGACGCUACCAUGUUUCAUAAUUCUUCAUCAGAAACAAAGAAAAAAAAUAAUAAACAUCUUAGAAAUAGUACAGAAAUUGAAUAUGAUUCAUUUACAGAUAGAAAAGCAUCAUUAACAUUUCCUUCACCGAGAGAUUCAAGUUGCGAGCCUUUAAUAGGAAGGAAAACUGAAAAAAAUGUAUAA
Strongyloides ratti is the source of this 2247-nucleotide messenger RNA. Its product is annotated as GH11189p. The coding region runs from base 1 to 2247 and encodes 748 amino acids. Lineage: Eukaryota; Metazoa; Nematoda; Chromadorea; Rhabditida; Strongyloididae. Gene Ontology annotation, molecular function: protein binding. The transcript has 3 exons. The record is from RefSeq and is a predicted model, not a curated record.